Messenger RNA from Coturnix japonica (Japanese quail), 1248 nucleotides. It is a transcript of the gene NPL, whose product is annotated as N-acetylneuraminate pyruvate lyase. NCBI's taxonomy places the organism in Eukaryota, Metazoa, Chordata, Aves, Galliformes, Phasianidae. The record is from RefSeq and is a predicted model, not a curated record. Gene Ontology annotation, molecular function: lyase activity.
CCCCCGGCUCCACGUCUCCGGGGCGGAGCGAGGCGGAGCCGUCCCGCAGCCGCUCAGGAGCCGGCGGGGCGCUUUGGUGGAUUGGGGAGCUCGAUGAUGCCCAAAAAGAAGCUGGAGGGUCUCAUCGCUGCCACAGUCACCCCAAUGACUCCUGAUGGACAAAUCAACCUUCCAGUGAUUGCCCAGUAUGUGGAUUACCUGGUAAGCGAGCAGAACGUGAAGAACAUCUUUGUGAAUGGCACCACAGGAGAAGGCCUGUCCCUCAGCAUCCAAGAGAGGAAGCAGCUGGCAGAAGAAUGGAUGCUCCAAGGGAAAGACAAGCUGGAUCAUGUGAUAGUUCACGUGGGAGCUUUAAGUCUACUGGAGUCCCAAGAACUGGCAAGGCAUGCAGCAGCCAUAGGUGCUAGUGGUAUUGCAGUAAUAGCUCCCUCCUUCUUCAAACCCGCAAACAAAGAUGAACUCCUCGGUUUCCUACAGAAAGUUGCAUCUGAAGCCCCUACGGUUCCAUUUUAUUACUACCACAUUCCAGCUCUGACAGGUGUUAAGAUUCGUGUUGAGGAGUUGCUGGAUGGAAUAAGAGAGCAGAUCCCCACCUUCCAGGGUGUGAAGUUCAGCGACACAGACCUCUUGGACUUUGCACAGUGUAUAAACAAGAAUGAGAGAGAACAGUUUGUGUUUCUCUAUGGGGUAGAUGAGCAACUGUUGAGUGCACUGGCAAUAGGGGCAAAUGGAGCAGUUGGAAGUACUUACAACUACUUAGGUAGGCAAACCAACCUGAUGUUGCAAGCUUUUGCAAAGCCAGACCUUGCGUUAGCACGGAAGUACCAGUUUCUCCUGGGGGAAUUUCUCAGUUCUGUCAUCAAACUAGGUUUUGGUGUUGCACAGACAAAAGCUGUAAUGACUUUUGUUUCUGGCAUCCCCAUGGGACCCCCACGGCUUCCACUUCUUAGUGCCUCUGAGGAAUUCAUCGCCAAGGCCAAAGCCAAGUUGGAGAGCAUUGUGUGGCCUGAUAGCGACUGACUUCACUCUCAUAUCAGUGUACAGGUUCACUGUCACUUGGCAUACUCCUCAUGCAAUGGGCUGUGAUCUCCUUCAGGAAAAUGAAAGUUGGUGUGGAAGGGCUGGCACAUGUAUAGUCAGCCACCUGUUCUUUACCUUUACUCUGCAUCUCUGCACUGCCCAGCACUGGAUGCUGUCAUUAAACAAAGAAAGACAAAAAACAACUAAACGCAAACUGGUUUGCUACAG